AUGGGUUAGACAUGUUCCUGCAAAUCAAUGCUCUCAAUAUCUAAUUCAGAAAUAACUAGAAGAAACGAGUUAUCACCAAGAAAUGAUAGCUAGGUUACAUCCCAAGAAAAUUAUUUAUAAAUAGAAAACGCGUCUAGAGCCUAUACAAAAGACUAACCCUUAAGAUUUAUCAUCAUUUAUCCGGCCAGAAAGGAAAAUUUUGAUAGCCUCAGAAAAGAGCUUAAACACCUUAAUAAAGACUCUUCGUUUAUCAUUUAAGAAUGUGAAAAUUUGAGUUAAGAUUCAAAUAUUUCUGAAGAAUUCUCUUGCUAUUUACCUUCUUCCUUAGAGGAUUUCAAACUAUGA
Paramecium octaurelia is the source of this 345-nucleotide messenger RNA. Lineage: Eukaryota; Ciliophora; Oligohymenophorea; Peniculida; Parameciidae. The record is from the annotation of a GenBank genome assembly.